UAUGCAAAACAUGGCUACUUAUAGAACAAUAAAAUACUGCCGGCAUUAACCUUGAAGGUCUUCAUUAGGGUACAACAUUCUGGACAAAGAUCAAGCAAACAUUUUGUAGACUUGGCAAGGGGCGUCAACCAAUCUUGAUUGAGUGGAUGCAGGUGGAGAUGUCAGUGAAUCCCAUGUGGGAGAUGACACGUCUUCUCUAAGUGGAGGUGUCUGCAGACCGCCUGUAGGGGCUGCAUCUCAGCCAUCUCAGGUGGCCUGGAAACCCCCAUCUGCCCCUGCAACACACACUGAAGGCAACAGUUUUAUUUUUGGAGUGGCCACGGGCACUGUGGCUCGCUCCCUAAGGCUUCAGUUCACUUCAGGAUGAGUCGGCCAUGUGGCACCCUGAUCAGGGAUUAACAAGCAGAGAGCAGUUUGUCCCGACAGCCGCUCGCCGAAGCCUGCCCAGCAAAACACAAGCAACACCUAUUUCCAUAUCAGGAAUCUGAAAUGCUGAUGGAAGUAAGCUAUAGUAAUGGGCUGGAUCCUGACCUUUCCCAGCAUUAUCCUCCGCCCUUACUGCCAAAGCCAGGCAAAGACAAUGCGAGGCUUCAGAAACUCAAGAAAAAACGAGCCAAGAAAAAAGGCAGCCUAUCUCAGACGCCUAUCCCAUUUCGCUCCUGUUUGUCACCUGUCAACGAAGCUAGCACGGACCUUGAGCACAGUGACCAGUCCAGCCCGCCCAGGACACCAGAGUCAGUCUACAUUGCGGACCCUUCAGUGUCUAGUUUUCCCUUUAGCUCCCUCUCUGAUCACUCUGCAUCUGCAUUCCCUCAUCCACGGAGCAGCCCAAACAGCCAAACUGGCAGCUUCCCCCCUCAGUCCUACAAUGCUCAGAUCAGAACUUCUGAGGAGCAGGUGGCUCCACUCUAUGAGUGCUCCUCGUUUUUAUUCGAUGAUGUGACUCCUUUCAUGAUGCCACAUUCGGCUUCACAACCCCCGUCACCACCUGAGCAACUUCCUGCACCACCUCUUUCUUCUGCUCUCAGUUUAAACAUGACACCAAAUUCCCAUGGGUCAGUCACAACAGUCGCUCCAGCCUCUAUGUCGCAGUCCAGCACUAAAAUAUCAACGCAUAGCCUAACCCUAUCCCCGGCCGCCCCCAACUUUGGCCCGGGCAUGCCACCUUCUCAAGUUUCAGACCUACCUCCUGUUCCACUGCUGCUAUCAGUUUCAAACACUCAGACACAACCUUUUAUUCCCAGCCAGAGGGAGACAAACACCAGUUCAAAAGACUACCCUCAGAGCCAGGCAUCAUCUUGGACUGCCAGACCUAGCAGUAAUGGCAACUUCAUUCCAUGCCAGAUGACCUCUGAGAUAACCGCCUCAAAAAUAUCACUUGUUGAAGCAGUGAAAGAGACAAGGCCCGACACAGCACAAACUAGGAUUUAUACUUCAAAGGCAACAUUUUAUGAGAUCUCUAAACCUCCCUCAAUCCAGGACCUGACAUUAAUAAGUGCAACCAACCAGGGUGUAAUGGUAUCAGCUGUAUCCAGGGAGAAAACGGCUGUGUCAGUGGUGAAAACUGAUCAGAAACUGUCGGUGGCGUGGUCCCAAUCUGGACGACCCAAGACUCCCUCUUGCACACCAGCUAGAGUAUCCACACCUUUUAUUGAAAUAUCCAAACCUAACCCGCUCUUAUUUGCUGCAAGUCCUGCUUUCAACUCUUCUCAGGAGUUACAAUCUGCGAUUCUCAACAAGGCGUCAAGAUGCAAUGAAGCUCCAAGACACAACGAAAACUCAGCCAGUCAAACUAUUGGCAUAAGUAAACCUCCUGCUGCUACAAAAGAACUGCAGGUGACUGAUGAUAUUCAACAGAACGCAGUCAUACAAGACAGCAAUUAUAAAGAUAUAGAGAUUCAAAAUAUACAAAGAACAAAAACUACUGAGCAAUACCCCAGAGAGAAUUUGGCAUUGAGUAUGCCUGCAUCAGACUCUGCUGUGGUUAAACCAACACUUAGGGAACCAAUCAUCCCAAAACUACAUACUGACCAAGUUUUGGAGAGUCAAGUUUCCUCUUUGCCAAAGGUUCCAUCAUUUUUCUCCCCUGCACCAAAUAAUUUAAACCCUGCACCAGUGAUUUCUAUGCAAGCACCACUAAGUUCAAGCCCCCUGCCAUCCAUAUACCAUCACCCUGUGAAUGAGGCCCGCAAGUCAUUGUCGUCACUACUGGAGACUCAAAUGACAUUAGCGGCCUCAAAGCCCAAAUCACGAUCAAUGUACUAUGGGCUUACUCCAGCUCAAUAUACCGCCUACGGUGGGAUUAAGACUACGUCAUUACAUCAGAGCCCUGCACCCGCAAGGGUUGAUGAAAGAUCUUCAAACAAAACGCGGUCGGAUCUAGCUGUAGAUGGAUCACAUGUCUCCAAGUCUGAUGAAACAGAACAACUAAAUGGAAACCCAGAUCUUCCCCCUUCGAUGGAGGUUUCCGCGGAUCAAAAUACACAGCCACAAUCAACUCCAAGGGAUUCUGAAGGGAUUGUCACAUGUAGCAAAGAUGUGUUUGAGGAAAGUCGGUCUGAAGCUCACAGUAUUGGAAUACAGUCACUCAAAACUUGUAGCAUGGACACAAUAAAACCUGAGCUUCCCCUUGGCUUGGCAGAGAAAACAAUUCAGCAGUCCACAAGUGAAGUAUCUGCAUCAAAAGCCUCAUACACUGAGGCUCCAAUACCUAAAGCAGGUGAGGUACACGCACAAAGUGCGGCACUUUUUUCUAUAGAGGCAGCGCUAAAUACGACUCCAUGUCUGGCUGAUAGCAGUGGUCUGUCAAGCUUUUCCUUACCUUUAGUGAGAGUAGAUUCAAAUACAGAAACACGGCAAAAAAGUGCAAAAGACAAGAAUGUCAGGGAGAAAGGUGACAGUCAUGAGAAAACAUCUACGAAAGGUGAUUCCAAGGACACAAAGUCAGGACAAAUAGAGAUAGCGCCAGUGAAGUCUUACCAAACUGCUGGUGGAGUCCCUCCAUCACUACCCACCGAGCCUGUUACAGACCUAGCUGACUGUAAAAACCUGAUUAAUCAAUCCCUGUUCACAGAAUUAGAGCCCAAAAUCUCAGGCAGGGCCAUUGUGAAUGGUGCAUCCUUCAUAGAAAAUCAACAAGCCACCAAAUUGGCCACUGAAACUGUUUUACAUAAGCAAAGGGAUGAAGUUAACCAGAAUAUAAAUAUAAGCAGUGGGUUUCCUCUACCAAGUAAAACAAACAUAGGGAACAUUUUGUCUUCCGUGGCAGCUAAUACAGAACAUAUCCCUGACAAAACAAACACUGAGACCCAAUAUUCAAAUAUAUUCUCUAAAGAAUCAAUUAAUGCUACCACAGGAUCUGUUUUGCUCCAUCAGCCAGUCACGGCAUCUGUUUGUUCUGCAAAGCACAAUAUCUGCACAGCAUCCCUCCAAAGCACAAACAUAACACAACAUCUCAGUGCAGAAAUAAACAUUCAUGGAAAUAAUAAAAUAGUAGAAAACAAGAUCCCUUUGCUGAGAGAAAGUCUGCCUUUGAAAUCAUCACAAGCGCCAACAGUACUCAAUAUGCCUGCUUUUGAUACUAACCCACCAAAACCCACCACAGAAACCAAACUGCCUGACCAAUCUGUCUCCACAAACAUUUCAGAUAUUGGAUUCCCUGAUAGGGGCUCUAGUGUGCCCCAAAAGCUAACCACAGCUGGUGAAAAUGUGCUUCCAAAGACAUCGCCAAGCAUAGGAGUGAGUGGCCAAGAAAAAGUUGUUCAAGUGGAAAGUUUCUACACCAGUUCAAGCAGAACUACCACAGAGGCCACACAAGUAACUGAAACAAAUCUCAACAUCGCUGCAAAAGACACACAACUGUUACGCAAAGUUAAUGUAGAACCCCAAACCACCACUAACAGAAUCAGCAACUCGACAGUAGACGCAGAAUUGCAUGAAAAACCCUACAGGACAACACCAAUGCAGUCUCUUGCAUCAAUGCAUCUUCCCACUAAACCUGUUAGAGCAGAAAACAUUCAAACAAAAUGCGCUAUUGAAACGAGACCAGCUUCUGAUCCUGCAAAAGGACACGUGGCACUAAACACACCGAGCAGUGAAACCAAACUGUCCAAAAAACCAUCUGAAGGAUCGCUUACUGUCAGUAAGUCUUUGGCGGACACAGUCUCACCCAGACAACCUGGAAGUGUAGUGGCUAUUCAGCAAAGCAGACCUUUUGAAAUGGCAAACUCAAACAAACAAAAUGUAGGCAGCGAUGUUCCUCAUGCAGAAGUUACUUUGCCGGCAAUGACCAGCCCAGCAGCAAGCAUCAAACAACCUUUAAACACUGUGCAGAUGAUUAAAAGUCCUGUGCCGUCAAGCCCCAUCAUGAGACGUGUCAUACCAAAAAGCCCUCAGCUGAGAUUAGACAGACCCGAAAGUCGAUCUGCAACCAAACCAGGUACUGAUGCAAAACCUGUUUAUGGCUCUGUUCCUCAAACAGGAAUCUACACAAACUCAGAGGCACCAAUUGCCAGCCUUCUUGCUGAGCUCAGAUCUUCUGCACCACAAAAUACGAAUGACACCGCCACCGUUAAAGAGCAAUCUCCUUUGAUUCAGCCAAUAAUAGUCAAUAAACCUUUAACAAGUCCCCCUGCAAGACCUAAAAAUCCUGUAACAUCUAGAACGGAGAUGACAACUUCCACUGUAUCUGGUGCUGCCAUGGCUAACAUAUCUAGUAUCACUGUAGAACAGCAAACAGUUGCACGUCAAAUCACAUCUGGAGACGUUAAAGCAGCUGUGAAUUCAUUGAGCUCUCUGACUGAAGUCAAACAGUUUAGGCAAUCUGUCACUGAAACACAGAAAUCUAUAGAAACUAACUUUCAGACUGUAAAUACUCAAACCGUCUCGCACACUGUUACAAAUAUUCAUCCGCCUGCUGAAGCCACCAGAGAUUCAAGAGCCCAACCUAGCCCUCCUAUAGUAAGAUCCUCCCCUCUACCAGAGCCAAGAGUGCGUAAUACACCUACCUAUCAAACAUAUACUCCAACCUUGCCCCAGUCCCCUCAAACUCCUGUCUCUGUGAACUAUGCUAUUGAAACGAAACCCUUGUCAGUCAUAGUGAAAGACCAGACAAAACCUCCAGUUAUUCCUGUUCGAAAUCAUACUCCUACUAGUGCUACUCAGCCGUCCGCUAACUUGAUCAAAGAGAAUAUCUCAAAACCAGAAAUAAAAGUACUUACAGUAAAGGACACUUCAGUCGUGACAAACGGUGCUGAAGUCAAAAUACAUUCCCAAACAAACACGAUAAAAACAAACCUGGCAGCGAAUUCGAUGAAGAAAGAAAAAGUCUCCCCAGUGAACACUGAAACUAAUGCUCCCACUCAUUCUCCUGAUCCUGUUUCAACCAGUAAACCCACUCUAAAAUUGCAACCUCCUACUAAGCAGGUAGAACCAAGGCCCCCCUCUGCCACUGUAGAAACAAAACCUUUAGUUAUGCAAAACGACCCAAGGUCUCCACCCAGUCCCAUCCAGAUUAGUCCACACAUCAGUAAUGUUCAGCCGUCGAAAGAGCCACCAGUAGAGAACAUUUCCCCUGAAAAGCCAGCAACAGAUACAGACAUGAAACCAUCCGUAGUUAAAGCCGCUGUGAUUGACUCUGCCACUCCUGCCUCUCUGCCUCAGGCCUCAGUCUCAGUCAAAGCUCCAUCACCAAAAAGAGGAACAUCACCACCAUCUCAGCAAAAAACUGGACUCAAAGACAAGGAUGUUCCGAGGACCAAAACUACAGCUGCACCGAAGGAAGCCCCGGCGGUCGAAUCCUCCAGGAAGUCAACGACAUCGACUGCAUCUUCAACUGACGAGAAGCCUAUUAAAGCAGAAACGUCCCCUUCAUCUGCUGAGCCCAAAGCAGCCCAGAAGCUGAAAGGCCUCAAGGGUAAGCUCAGCGGAUGGACAAGGCUCAAGAAACACAUGGUCGUUGAGCCAGAGGAGCCAGAGUUUCCACAGCCGGAGGCCAAAUCUCAGGCUGAGUCCAGUGGCGGCGACGAGAAAACAGAUCGUAGUUGUAAUGAUGAUAAACCACCUGCAGACCAAUGUGCCAAUCAGGAGGGAGUCGUGAACAAACAAGGUCCCAAGGCGUUGAAAAUGUGGGACGCCCUCCUCUUUCAGAUGUUCUCUACCAAAGAAAGAAUCAUGCAGCAGAUCAACUCCACCAAGAAAGAUUCUGAUGACAAAAAGGCCUCGAAAGACAAUCCCCCUAAAGACAAUCAAGCCGAUGUUCCCGCUUUUGUCAGUCGCCUGCCAGUUUUGCUGUAUAGCCCCCGUUUUGAUGCAAGGAAACUUAAAGAGGCGGCAGAGAAGCCGCUCACGAAAAUAGCCGCAGUGUUUGAAAGGGGGCUGAUAAAACGCAAAGGUCAGGAAGAAGAACAGAAGGACUUUAACAGAAAAGCCAGAGGGUUUGGUUCGAAAAAAAAAUGAUAAAUAACUAGAACUGAUGCAAGAAUAUGUUGAGAUGUGGGCAGUUUCUCUAAUUGAUUACAAAACAGACGGAUCUCUGGUAGGUGAGGGAGCCUCUGAGAAAAGCAAUCAUGCAAAGAGAAUCUAGAAGAAAAUAUGUGUCAAAAAUAUCAAACCAUUUGAGGAUUUCUGCAAUAGCUUAAGUUGUUUUAUAAGUCAAGGCUGCAAUGAGGAGGUAGACUACUGGGGACUACAGCUCAACUGCUGUCUACCUGAGUCAAUACUGGAGCUACAAGUUUGCCAUGGUUUAAAAUUUAACCUGGGAAAGCAAAGACAGAAAAUUCAUCCCUAUGUCAAAUAAGGGCUUGUAUUUCUGACAUUUUCAUCAGUUUAUCCAGUGCAUAGUUUAGUUGUUGCAGAUUUUCAGGGUAAAAAUAAUAAGGUAAUACAGGUUUUUGCACUUUUUAAUCAAAUCAAAUAAGGAUGGUAAUGGGAAAAAAAUAUGCAAAGAAAGAAAGGAUCAUCAGAUAAUCUGAAACUGUACUUUGACGGAUUUGUCUUUUUUCUUUCACUGUAGUGUUGGAUGCAUGCGCUGUAGAUACUUUGAAAGAUGAAAGAUGGUUUCAUUUGUUAUGCUGUACUUUUUUUUCUAUUUUUCUAAACAAAGGCUUUUAGUGUAGACCGCUGGUAGGGAGUUUUUAAUCGCUGUGAUAAAUAGGGCUUUUACAUUCCUGGAUCAACAGGGCAGAUGGAUCUCGAAAGAAAGAGAACAGAGAUGAAUGACGGCUGAAGGUCAAGUCAGAUCAGAUUUAGGUUUCUGCAAGUCAGGUAUAGAUAGAAAACAAAGCGGUGGAUGUCCAGGCUUUCAAUCAAGGCAGGAAACUACAGUCACACAGGCUGGUACGUCUCGGGGCGGAACAAUACCAUGACGACUAAAGAUCUCCAUCUGAUGUCGAUAUAUAUAACUGAAUGUCAGCUUAGGCAAAUGUGUGCUUUGGUGAGGUUUGUAUUUUUUUUCCAUUAAAGCGGCUCUUGGGAUAGUAAUGUUGGGUCUGUCUGCCAGCUGGUUUGCAACUUUGGUCCCGACUUAAAUUUCUCAACAACUAUUGAAUCAAUUUGUUUAAAUUUGUCAAAUACUUUAUUGUAUAACUACCUGUGACAUGAGCGACAUUCCCAGCAGCCUCAGCUGCGCUUAAAAUUUGGCACCAACUAGCAAAUGUUGGCAUGCUAACAUGCUAGACUAGGAUUGUCACAGUGGGACUAUUAGCGUUAAGCUCAAAGCCCUGAGCUGGUAGCAUGGCUUUUGAUGUUUAGUCUUGUUUCCAUUCAACCUGGUAUCACCCCAAAACAUGUAGUCCGGUGUGUCAGUCACGUUUGGCCUCACUUGCCCACAAAAGCAACGUAGUCUAAUUUUAUGGUCCCUGAACCAGAAUCCUGUUUUAUUAUAUCACUGGUGUUGCGCGUCUAGGAAGAUACACUUUACACUGAAACAUCCAACAACAAAUAAACUUGUCGACCUUGCCGGUGUAGUGUUUUCCUGCCUUGUGGUGAAUCGUCCAGGACUUCUGAACAAUAUUAGUGAGUUUGUAAGUUGGAUGUAGAGGGGAGAACAAUUGAAUGAUGAUGAUGAUGAUGAUGAUGAAGCUUGCUGCAGUAAGCCAGAAUGGAGAAAGUUUGAGUGAUAGCUGGAGAAGAAGGACAGAUAUUAGUUGAUGAGUGUGAAGUUUCACAGCUUUGGAGCAUUUUGGUGCUGCUGUGGCAGAUAUUAGCAUGUUGUUGUUUUGUCUGUAUGUAGGAUUUUAAAAAAUCUGUUGUUUCCCCAAGAUGACUGUACCGAUGUGGAUUUUAUUUUAGAGGAGGGGAGCCUUACCCCUGUAAGCUAACCACAGCCUGAUUCAGUACUGUACGCAGAUGCUUAAACUGACAUGUUUUUGUUUACUGUGUGAUUCUCAAAAACUCAUAAAGCUGAAUAUGAAACUUG
Acanthopagrus latus (yellowfin seabream) is the source of this 8416-nucleotide messenger RNA. Its product is annotated as mucin-12-like. The transcript is spliced from 4 exons. The coding region runs from base 490 to 6456 and encodes 1988 amino acids. The record is from RefSeq and is a predicted model, not a curated record. Lineage: Eukaryota; Metazoa; Chordata; Actinopteri; Spariformes; Sparidae.